CGGAGCGAGGACGGCUUGUUCUUCUCUUAGCCUACAGGACUGUUUUAAAUCCCCCCAUGUUUCUCUUCCGAAGCCCGGCGGACCUGGAUGUGAUUUAUGUUCGGUAAAGGCGCGAAGCGGAAGCUGGAUGAGGAUGAAGAGGCGCUGGAAGGCAAAACGCUGGAGGCGCCGUUGGCGGGAGGGGGACUAGGCCUGUGUCCGGAAGGCCUGUCCAAGGUGUCGUACACCCUGCAGCGGCAGACCAUCUUCAACAUCUCCCUGAUGAAGCUGUACAGCCAGCGGCCCCUCGGCGAGCCCAGCCUGGAGCGCCGCGUCCUCAUCAACAACAUGCUGCGACGCAUCCAGGAUGAACUGAAGCAGGAGGGCUCCCUGCGCCCGCUGCUCUUCCCUCCCUCACCACCACCAGAUGACCCCAUGGACGAGGGCUUCCGUGAGGCGCCACCUUCCUUUGGGACAACACAGGUAUCCCAGCCGUCUGCGCUGCUGAUGCCGGUCAUUGCUCCCCCGCCUUCACCCCACCCGAUGGUGCCUCCCAACUUCCAGACACCCCAGGCCUGCCCCAGCAGAGUGGAGCUCGGCUCCGCCCCUCUGGAAGCCUGCCUCACUCCGGCCUCUUUACUGGAGGAGGAUGGGGUAGAUUCAGCCUUUUGUGCUCCAUCCCCUCCCACUCCUCCUCUGUCGCCUCCCCCAGCACAGCCUCCACCCUUACCCUCGGCCCUUCUGAGCCAGGCUCCCCCAAGGGUCCCUGUGCCCGCCUCGUCCAAUGACAGCUUCCCCUCCGCUCUGAGUGACAUGGAGUUGGGUCCUCCCACAGCCAUAGCAAGGACAGCAGCAGCUAAUACUACGACCGUGACUACCUCCCCAACUCCCACCCCACUCACCCCGCCCUCCCACCUCGCACCCCUCUCCCCCACACCCACAGGCCCACCCAGAGACUGCAGGACCAUGGGUGCAAAACUAGAGGCAGCUGGCGUCUUGCUAGCUGAAGGCCGCUGUGUGGAGCUCCGGCCGAUGGACACUCUGCCCACACUGCCCCCUGGUGGCCUGGUAGACAUUUCUUCCUCUCCCUCGUCCCCUCCUUCCUCUUCCUCACCCUCGGGGUUCCUCUCAGACUUGGCGCUGGACGAUGUCCUGUUCGCCGACAUCGACACGUCCAUGUAUGACUUUGACCCCUGUACGACAGCGGGGGCUGGGGGCGUGGCAGCAGGCGGCGGCCUCACCAAACUGUCAUCAGUGGUGACGGCGGACGACCUCCUCAAAUCUCUGUCAUCGCCGUAUAGCGGCCCCGCCCCCCAGGUUUCAGCCAAUCAGCCUUUCAAAAUAGAUCUGACAGAACUGGACCACAUUAUGGAGGUGUUGGUGGGAUCGUGACUCAUGGAUGCCCCCAUCUCUGCAACACACGGACUGAUAAAUCACGAGAAUAGACUGAAAUGAAAGAGAUAGCGAUGUGGGGGUGUCUCGUGGUUUUUAUGUUGUUGUUUUUUUUUACUCUCUUCAAAGGUCGGUAAUUGUAAACAUCAAUGGUGAUGUCAUUCAGUACUACUAUGACAAAUACUACUACACACACUGUGCAUGCACUGCGCUCGCCUUUCCAACGUAUGGAAAAGAAAGACAAAUACGCUUGUAUUUCUAGACUUGUGAGGACUGAUUGCAUUCAUUCCCUAAUCUCAACCUAGUUUCAACCUCAACCUUAGCCUUAACCUGAUAAUGUAACUGUAAAUACAAGACAUGACGACCUUCACAUCGUCCUCAUUUUGGAGGAUUUCCUGCACUCAGUCUUUCAUAGUGCUGACAUUUACUCCUCACAGGUUUAGAAAUACAAGUACACACACACACACACACACACACACACACACACACACACACACACACACGCCCACACACACACACAAACAGAAGUCGAGGCUUUUAGCAGUUGAGUGCCUUUCAAAAUGACCACUUGUUCAAUUCCUGUUUUUUUUACAAUAUAUUUUUCUCACUUUAACAGCCUAUAGAGAGGUCACUCCUCAAUGUUUCUUUAAUUUAUUGUAUCUAAUAAUCUAUUAUUAAGGAAUUUAAAUUCAUGAUCAAAUAAUUAUUUAAUCUUUAUCUUAUUACAGAUGUUUUGUUUUUAUUGGUAAAGCGAGGCUCACAUAGUUUUAGCAGUGUGCUACAUUAAUUAUUUUUUUUGCUUGGCUUUAUAUUAACGCUAUGGGAGUUUAUCUAAAACAAAUUGCCUGCGUGUUUGUUUAACUCGGCGGUAGACGUCUGUUCUUGGACACGUGGCGUCUAUGAAUUCAGUUCAGGGGGGUUUUUUCACAUCCUCUUCCUUAUGGGCAGCACGUACAGUGUAACUGUGCUGGAUGCUGUUUCACAUGAGCUCAGUCGUUCCCGCUGGUUAUCAUGCUUCACUUACAGCACAAUUCAAAUGAGCUAAGUGUUUACAUUGGAGACGGCAGCACCACCACCAUCUAACUCUUGCCUCCCAGUUUGACAGAGAUGAUUUAAAAAGCUUCAACUUAAACAGAGACUUUAGCCACUAAACACAUUUUAACUUGACUGUAUCGGACCCAAGACAAAACCGCUCACACACACACACUGCACGGAGAGUCACUGUGGUACCAAAUGUGACUGCAUAGAAUUACUCGGAAAAACACACUGAAACCCAAAAUGUUGGCAGAAUUGCCUUACUUUUGGUUUGGCUCUUACAGAGCUAGCAACAUCAGUGACAGACAAAUUACAGCACACUAGCAUACAGUAUUACAUGCAGCCUGUAGUAUGUUUACUUGUGUUUGAAAUAGGAGCCCUACAUGCCAAAUCUCAGGGUUCCGCUUUCUUCUAUACAUUGUGCUGCAGUGUUUCAACCCAGAGAGCCAAAUACCCGUGUUUAACAAACACGAUGGCAGGACAUUUCAAUCUAUUUCCUAAAUCAUUUUCAUCUUACAGGUCAUUUCUACUAAAGAAGGAAACCAAGACCACAAUGUAAACCUGAUCCAACACCAAUGCAAACCCUCAAACACUACCCUCCUGCACACUGAGUUUUGACACAAACGGACCAAAUGUGAUGUCAGCAUGUCACAUAGGGGUCACAUGAGGACUCCUAAGGUCUUUAUGUUUCCUUUCCAGCGGACCACUCUGUCACACACACACACACACACACACACACACACACACACACACACACACACACACAAGUUUUAAAUAGAUUAGGAAUACUCACUUUAUCAGUGCUGUGUCCUCAGCUGAACCUCGUAUUUGCUCUGUAUUGAAGUUAGAAAUUAUCCUGUUUACAUAAAUCCCCCCCCCUUCCCCCUUUUAAAAGUAUUGAGCUGAUUUUAUGUUUGAUCAUUUUAACAGUCAAAAGUCCAACGUCCCAAAUCACCAGACACGCUGUGAUAAAAAAGGAUGAAAUGUUUGUAAAGAACAUUUAGAAGUAAAGGCAGAAGGCUGCAAACAAUUCAAUCACUGUCAUGUAUUUCUACCGUAUUAGACUGCAGACCUUCAUUUGUAGAAGAAGCCACAAACAGGACUAAAGACUGCAUUUGGCAAUGUCACAUGUUUAGUCACAAUUUGCACAAAGCCUAUGUUGGCAUCAUGAUAGUAAUAAUUUCUAAAUGCUUGCAGGAAACAUAGGCAUAAGUAAAUAACAGACUCACAUUUCUCCUUCAUUUUUAGAAGUCAGACUUAUAACAGCACCGUAGGAUUACAACGUUUUUAAGAUGCAAGUUAAUGGAUUUUAAAGAGAUGAUACAACAUAACAAAAUAACUGUUCUUGUCUCAAUAGAUGUGUUAAUUGUAGGCUCCAACCUUAAAGGAAAACAUCCACCCAGGGAAACUUUUAUUCUUAGGCUGAUGUGAAGCUCGAUUAUACGUCAGUGAUUCUGUCUCCUCCUCCUCACUCUAUAUGAUUGUUUGAUAUCAGGAUCAAAGAUCAGUUAUAUCUUAAUUAUCCACACAAGGCAUUUUCUGAAAUGAUCUCAGACCUAUACAAAAGAAAUGUCAAUGUCCAUUUUUAUAUACAUUUUUGGCUUCACACUGUUGUAGUAAGCCAUAAUUCACUCUGUUUGACUUGCUAUGUACUGAAAACGGAGCACCUUUAGUUUGGUGUCCAUUUUUAAAAAAUGGUUAGCAUUCUCAGCUGACAGGUUGUUUAACUUUGCGAUGUUCACACUCUGACAAGUGGAUUAGCAGUGAACUAAGUGAAGGAAAAGUAAGGUAUUAUCUGCACUGUGCGCUCCCCGGGGGAUGUUUUUUAAAAUCUAGACAUACUAACACUUGGCUUUCGAACGUACCUGUAGGAAUAAAAAGAUUGCUUCACUUGAUUUUGAACAGAGCUAAAGAGGAACAUCUAGCCGACUAGCUUUUCACAAUGUGAUACAAAAACAGAAAAGACUCUGCAGUGGUCUAGAAUAUUAAAGGACAUUAUCUGACAAAUUAGGGUGGAGUUUUCCUUUAAGGUUAUUAGAACUAAAGAGAAACCUGAAUCACACACGUGUCACAGCGUUGCGGUGGGUAUGAUAAUGGUAUUUUUUAGCAGAGGUCUCCGCUGUAAAUGGGGCAGAAUGUGUAAUCUGGAAUCCAGUCCGACUAAUUUUACUGUGUGGUGUUAAAACUUGUUCUAACGGACGAUAAGUAGUUUUCCCAACCUGCAAUUAACCUCCAGCUCAAGUGUUAAUGAACUGAAUCACAGCCCAGCGCAAGCCGAGCAGAAAGCAGCACAGACUCAAACUGUUUGCAGACGACUGUCUCGUUUCUUUCAAAAUGUUUGAAUUUUGGAGUGGUUGUUUUUGUUUUCUUGGGGGUCAAUGAAGUUAUUUAUUCACAUUGUUUUCCUCUUCUGUGUAAAUAUAUAUAUUUAUUUUUGAUGUGAAGUGAACCUUUUGGAUUGUAAAUGUGUGUACAGAAUGUUUGGUAGGAAUGUACUUCAGGUAGGAAUGUAUCUGAGUGUGGACUUAUGGGUGGAAGCCAUUUUUUUUAUAUACAUAGGAUAUUAUAUUACCUUGUUUAUCUGUUUGUUUGAUUCUUUUGUUGUUAUUGAUUUUUUUUGUGUGUGUGGGUUGACAGCCACAGCUUUUUACACAUUUUUCUACUUUUAUGUUCAUCAUUUUCCAGUUGAAGGCGAAACAGUACAUGCAGCAAUACUCAAAAAAACCCGUCUCCAACCUUCAGAUGUCAAACUCCAAAGCCUGUCAUAGACACUUCAAUGCCAAAAGUGAUGUACAUAGUAUGAACAACAGUCAAGCUCCUGAGACUUUUUUGAUCAGUGUUUGAUACCGUAUCUGUUUUAGCGCUGUCUGAACGUGCUGCGGCUCGAAACCCAGAGAAAGACUGACCGCAGCGGAGGCGGAUUCCCUCUAAGAAGGCUGUAUUUUACACAGACCUCUGAGCUGUGCCUUUUUCUAUGCAAUAGAACACAAACAGAGAAACUGUCAGCUGAUCACUGUAACGGGAUACAAAUGUGGACUGUAGAUAAUAUAUAUAUACAGUAUAUGUAUACAUAUAUAUGUAUAUAUAUACACAUAGUAUAUGAGAUAACAGACAGCUGUCAAUGAAUUGGAAACAGUCUUACUUUUGUAGUUUUAUAUAUGUAUAUAUAUUAUGAUAUAUAUACAUAUAGAUACAAUAAACUGUAAAAAGAGA
Messenger RNA from Labrus bergylta (ballan wrasse), 5619 nucleotides. It is a transcript of the gene sertad2b, whose product is annotated as SERTA domain containing 2b. The record is from RefSeq and is a predicted model, not a curated record. Gene Ontology annotation, molecular function: transcription regulator activity. Gene Ontology annotation, cellular component: nucleus. NCBI's taxonomy places the organism in Eukaryota, Metazoa, Chordata, Actinopteri, Labriformes, Labridae.